GUAUCAAUGUCAGACUUCGACGAGCACAACCCUUUCCAGACUGACGUGGACGAUGUGCGGUCUGAAAGAGAUUCACCGAAUAACAGCAACGUCGACCUCAGCUCUGAACCUUCGACACCCCCGGCACAUCCUGCACGUAUUCCCGCGUCUCCACCCGUGUCUGCUGGUAAUUCAUUCAGGGCGCCACAGCACGCGUACAAGGAUGACUUCUGCUGCGCGCGGGAUAGAUGGCUACAUUCCGGCGAAGACGUAGAGAUACAGGUUAUUGACGCCCAAAAGACGCAGGACCAUGCUUCGUCUCCAUACAUCGCAUACGUUAUUAAGUCCGGAAAUGCAACUGCAUAUCACCGUUAUUCCGAAUUCGAAUCCUUUCGGAAUAGCAUGGUAAAGUUAUAUCCGACAUUGAUCAUACCGCCCAUACCAUCCAAACAGACAAUUGGGGAUUAUGCCGUGAAACAGGGUAAGGCGAAAGAAGACGUAGCUAUGAUUGCACGACGGAAGCGGAUGCUUCAAACAUUCCUUAAUCGAAUCGCGCGACAUCCUAUUCUAUCAAAUGAGCACGUAUUCCAUCGCUUCCUAGAAGGCGAGGUCUCGUGGACCGAAAUAGUAAACUCUCCUCCGGUUUCUCUAUUACCAAAGAAUAUUCUUAAGGCACCAGCACACAAUCCAACAGACCCUCAGGCGUCUCCGGCUUACGCGGCGCUUCCGAGUCCCUCUGCCGCGCAUCCCUUACGUAGACCUGACCAACGCUUCCUUGAUUCAGAGGCAUUCACAAACAAAUUUGCAAGCCAUGUGAGCGGUCCCAUGGAGAAGGUAACCCGCAGAACAAUGAAGCGAUGGUCCGAAUAUGCGCACGAUCAUUCGGACUUGGGAGCCGUCUUGAACGGAUUCAGUUUGAAUGAAGAAGGCCAACUAGCAGCUGCUAUCGAAAAGACGGGACAAGCAAUUGACGCUACAUAUAUUUCUACAACUCAGCUACUUCAGGAUCUUGAGCAAAACUUUGCUGAGCCAUUGCAUGAAUACGCACAGUUCGCUUCAAUAAUCAAAAAGCUCCUUAUGUUUCGGCAUCAGAAACAUGCACAGCUUGAGCUCACAACGGACGCUCUUGAGUCUAAGCGAGCUGGUCUUGAGGACCUUGAACGUACUGAACGAGAAGCAAGCCGGCUUGAAGAAGCUCUCGGCCGAGGACGUCCCUCUAAUUCCCUUGGUCGUAGCGUCAACGCGAAUGGCGCCGCGGGACAUUCGGAUAGCAACAAUGGUGACUCUGAAAACGGUGAAGGUAGUCGAGCACAUUCCCCAAAUUCUCUCGAAAGUCCCGGCGAAUAUGCAGUACCCGAGGCGGUAUACACCCCUCCGCACCCUAUUGCUGGCACACCACCGCGGAGGAGUGGGUCUGGAAUGGGACUUUUGAACGCCCUUAGCUACACAAUUCAUGGGAUGAUGGAUGUGGACCCCGAAACUGCACGAAGGAAUGGAAUAAGCAAAACUCGAGAGUCAAUUUCGCAGCUCGAAGAUGCUCUGCAUUUGACAGCACAAGACGUCAAAUACUCCAGUUCAACUAUUCAAGCCGACCUUGACCGAUUCCAGCGCCAAAAAGUCGCCGAUAUUCGUGAGUUGUGCCUAGCCAUGGCGAGGAGUCAUCGGGACUGGUGCAAGAAGAAUAUGGAAGCUUGGGAAGAGGCAAAGAAGGAAAUUGCACUCAUUCCUGACCAUCCAAACCGAAUUCCAGAGGGUGUAGCGGAUGAAGGUGCUAAUGGUAAAGCAGGGCCGUCUGGCCCGUCUGGGAGGAGACUUUCUUCGGCCCGUGGUCUUUAGCCUUGCACUAUUUUAUUCUAUUCUCUGGACCUGUUUCGGCUGUUUUUGGCAUUACUACUUUGUGCCACAACGGCCACUGUUACGUACAAUUGCUUCUCCAAACCUUGUCGGUCCCUUUGCAAGUCCGUCUUCUUUUUCCAGUCCAUUAUCAUCACCUUCGGCGACUAUAAUAGCUGUAGCAUUACCUCUCCUGCUUUUUCCCUUUGUCCAAUUUAUUCGUCAU
Molecule: messenger RNA, 2038 nt
Organism: Fomitiporia mediterranea MF3/22
Lineage: Eukaryota; Fungi; Basidiomycota; Agaricomycetes; Hymenochaetales; Hymenochaetaceae
Exons: 9
Coding region: 7-1815 (602 amino acids)
Biological process (GO): retrograde transport, endosome to Golgi
Molecular function (GO): phosphatidylinositol binding
Source: RefSeq, a predicted model, not a curated record